Panicum virgatum (switchgrass) is the source of this 1436-nucleotide messenger RNA. Its product is annotated as NAC domain-containing protein 89-like. The transcript has a single exon. The record is from RefSeq and is a predicted model, not a curated record. Gene Ontology annotation, molecular function: DNA binding. Lineage: Eukaryota; Viridiplantae; Streptophyta; Magnoliopsida; Poales; Poaceae. The coding region runs from base 57 to 1208 and encodes 383 amino acids. Gene Ontology annotation, biological process: regulation of DNA-templated transcription.
CUUUCCCCGACACGCGCUCUCCUCCCCGUCCGGCCGUCCUCCCUUCCUCUUCAGCGAUGGCGGCGGCGGCCGAGAUCCCGGAUGAGGUCGUUCCGCCCACCUUCAGGUUCCGGCCGACGCAGCGUGAGCUCAUCGAGUUCUACCUCCUCCCGCGCGCCCGCGGCCAGGAUCCAUUCCCCGGCGUCAUCAUCGAGGACGACGCGGCGGGGAGUUCGCUGCCCUGGGACCUCUUCGCGCGCCACGGCCUGGGGAGCGAGGACGAGGCCUACUUCCUCGCGCGCACCGGCGAGGCCAGGAAGCCCGGCGCCCGCCAGGACCGCGCCUGCGACGGCGGCGUCGGGGCGUGGAAGAUGCAGAGCAGCGCCGACAAGGACCUGCGCGUCGGCGGCGAGAGGAUCCUCUGCCGCAGGAGCAACCUCAGCCUGCACAUGGGCAAAGGCAAGAGCGGCGGCAGCGUGGGGUGGGUGAUGCACGAGUACACCAUCGCCGCGCCGCCAUGCCCGUCGCCCGUCAAGAUCUGCCACAUCGCCUUCACCGGCCACGGCAGGAAGCGGAAGCGCGUGCCGGAUGGCCAAGAAGACUGCGCCGGUGAACACGCGUCCCGGCGCGCGCGCGUCGAGGCCGCGGCCGCCGGUGGCCGUUCUUCUGGGGAGAUGCAGAUGCUCGGUCCUGACUCCGGCGAGGUGGUGGUGGUGCACGCUUCUGCAGAUCAAGAACGCUCGCAGCUUGUCCUGACCGACGACGACAUGUUCCCUCAGAGUCCUCUUCUCGGAAGCAGCGAUUUUCUGGACUUCCCGUCCGCAGCGUCAGCCAAUGCAGAGCAGUACCAAGAGUUGGAGCAGCAGGUGCCGAGUACAGAGGAGGAGCAGGUGCCGAGUACAGCGGAGGAGGAGCAGCAGAUGCCACAGCUGAUGGUCCAACAAUCUGGCAUGGCGGAGCAGCUUUCUGCAGGGGAACUGGAGUUCUGGAGCUCGAUAGUGGUCGAUGUUCAAAGCACUAACUGUGCUGAGCAGGAGUUCUGGAGCUCCAACGGGGUCGACAGCAACAGCGUGGUCCCAGGCAUGGGCGACAUGGCAGCAGACGACCAAGACCAGCAGGAGUUCUGGAGUUCAUUCAUGUCUGAUGUUGAGAGCAACUGCACGGUGCCAGACAUGGCCGCCGGAGCGCUCGGCGGCGAUCUCUGGGGAGCCUACUGCAUCACUUGCUAGGAGGUUGGGAGAUUUUUGCAGUACAAGGAUGGAGGAGCUGUACCUGGAACCGGCAGCAGCGAUUUUUUCAGCUAGGAGUAGGUUUCUUGGGAUGUUAGCAGUAGCAAUGCAGUCUGCAGCAACUUGGUCUGCUUGUUCCACGUUUUUUUUUUCCUGCAGUUUUUCUGCAGUAACUGUAAUCCACUGAUGUAGAGUAGCACUCAUUUUGUCGCCCUAUAUAUCUAUGAA